Molecule: messenger RNA, 5673 nt
Organism: Monodelphis domestica (gray short-tailed opossum)
Lineage: Eukaryota; Metazoa; Chordata; Mammalia; Didelphimorphia; Didelphidae
Gene: TOR4A
Product: torsin family 4 member A
Cellular component (GO): endoplasmic reticulum lumen; nuclear envelope
Molecular function (GO): ATP hydrolysis activity; ATP binding
Source: RefSeq, a predicted model, not a curated record
UACUUAAUAUCUAUUAUAAUAUUAAUAAUUAAAUUAAUAUUUUACAUUUUUAAUACUAUUUUAAAAUUUUCCCAGUUUAAAAAAAAAGGACUUGGUGGUCUUUGAGGGAAGACUUUAUAGAGUACAGGAAAUUUGAGUUGGGCUGUGAAAGAAGAAAAGGUGAGGAGUCAGGUGGGAAUGCUUCUUCCUACGAAGGGAAAGAGGGUGAACAGGGACUCUGAGAUUGGAGAGGGAAGGAGAUACAGAAAAUUGUCUCAUUUGGUAAAAUGUAGAGCAUGUGAAAGAGAGCAGCAUCCAGAAAUCUCAGAAAGGUUGGUAAGAGCCAGACUAUGAAGACUCUCCGACGUCAGGAUCAGGAGGCUGUUCUUCACUUAAUAGGCGGUAGAGAGCCAUCGAAGAUUUUUCAGUAAUGAUAAAAUCAAAGUGUUAAGUUAGGAAGAUUACUGGGGACAGCAAUGUGUAAGAGGUAUUGGCAGGGAGACCAGUAUCACAGAAAUCAAAGCAAGAAAUGAGGGACUUAAAAAAAAAUAAAGUAAAAAAGAAAUAAAGGAUUGAAUCGAGGGAGGGAGAAGUAGAAAUGGAGGGAUGGUCAUGACAUCGGAAGUGCUUCCUCGCUCACUCACAGAACUCUGGAACCUUUACUGUCUGUGCUGCUUACUGUGACUUGACCAGGCUCAUACAGCUGAUAAGUAUCUGAGGCAAGGAUCUGAACUCAGGUGUUUCUGCCUCCAGGUCCAGUAAUCUAUCCACUGUUACCUGUGCUGCUUUUUGGAUACCUGACACUCAUUUCCUUUUGUCAUUUCCCUGUGUAUUCAUGCCUUGUCCCCUCAACCAGAUUCACGGGCAGGAACCGUGCCUUCUACUUCUACCUGUAUGUAUCCCUACUGCCUCCCCCAGCUCCCUGUGUGGGAUAAACAGGAAGGAAGCAUUUCUGAUGCUGAUAAAUCUACUUCCCAGACACUGGGUCCUUCUGGCUGGCUUGGGAGAGAUGGUGGCAGAGUAGGAAAUAGCUGCCAUCCUGAGUAGGAGAAGAAGCCACCAGCUCUGUUUUAUCUGCAGCAGCCAGCCCUGGCUGGGCUGGGCUGGGCUAGGGGAUCAGUAACAGCGGGCAGACUAAAAUACAGACGCAUUAAUGGAGGGAGCUCAAGAGCAGUCGUUCGUCCAUUUAUAGGAAUGUGGCCCUUUGAGAAAGAGUCAUGGAGCCCCUUCUCUAGCUUCUAGAGCUUCAGGUCUAUGCCUCCCCCCUAGCCCUGGGCCCCUCACUCAUAGCCCCGGCUAGCAUUUAGAUCACACUUGAAAGCCGGCCAAGCACCUUACAAAUGUUAUCUCAUUUUAUUAUCCUCAUGACAGCCUUGGAGGUAGGUGUUAUUAUUCUACCCAGGAGGUGGGUGUUAUUAUUCUACUCAUUUUACAAAUGGGGAAACUGAAGCAGAUGGAGGUUAAAUGACUUGCCCAGGGUCACAGAGCGAGUUGAGUACCUGAGGGAAGAUUUGAACUCCGGGCUACCAAGUCCAGAUCUAGCGCUGAACUGAGCUGAACCAUCCAGCUGCCUCCUGCCUAGGCAAGGGAUGAAAUAAAAGAUCACUGUGGGGAGGGAGGAGGGAGACAUUGAGCUGAGCUUGACUGAGAUUUAGGCUGUGGAGUUGAAGAAAUAAGAAGGGGACGUUUCCUGGGGAGGACAGGGCAUGGAGAAAGCUGUAGGGACAGGAAUGAAUAGAGCAAAUGGGGGAGGCAACAGACAGAACAGCCUGGCGGGAGAGGAGAGUUUGUAUGAGGGAAUAGGAGACCUUGACGAGAUGGGGAAGAACAUGACUGUAGAAGACCCGAGUGCCAGCUGAAGAGUCUGUGUGUGAUCUAGUAGAGAAUGAGGAGUUUGCUUUUUAGGAAGAUGAGUCUGACAGUGAGAGGCUUAGUUGGUAAAACAACAACAACAACAAAAAACAGCCUCAGCCUCAGGAAAACCUGAGUUCAAGUCCUACCUCCAACAAUUACUGGCUGGGUGACUCCAGGAGUCAGGAGGACCUGGGUCAAAAUCUGGCCUCGACUACUUCCUACUAUGUGACUCUGGGCAAGUCAUUUUACCCCACUUGUCGAUCCCUUGCCCUUCUGUCUUGAGAGUUGUUAUUAGAACAGAAAAUAAGGGUUUAAAAGAAAAGGGGGGGCUAGCAUAGGUAGGAUGAAGUGAGGAGGGAUGAGAGGCGAGAGUGAGGAGGCUGCUAAGGCUGCAGGCUAGGUGAAGGGGGAUGGGGCCCUGGUUUGGGGUGAUAGCCAUGAAAAUGGAGACAGGAUAGAACUUCAAAACUGGAUAGGGGGGCAGGGAGAGAGAGGAGCGAAGGGGAUACCGGUAUUUCCAUCUCGGGGGCCUGGGAGGCUCGGGGUACCACUGACAAGAACGAGGAAGGGGGAAGAGUGAGGCAAUUUGCAGAGGGAGGAUCAUGACUCUCUUUUGGGGCAUGUUGAGUUCCAGGUGAUGGUGGAGAGGUUCCCGAGGCACCGAGCAAUGUGGGGCCCGAGGCUGGAGACAAACAGGAUGACGUCUGGAGCAGCUCACGGUGAAACUCCCGGAGGAGGGUCAGGGCCCUCCAGCGCUCAGUUCCUUGGUGUCCAGAGGCAGGUGUCCUGCUCCUGGGUCCUGGCUGGAGACUUCCCGAAGCCCGGCUCCCCUGAUGCCUCUGAGUGCCGUCUACUGACCUUUCCCCCCAGAGCUCCCUCCUCCCCGCACUCGUCCGCCUGGGAACCCCCAGCCCAGAGAGGCUUUGGCAUUUCCUGCUUCCUGAACAGCUGGAACUACCGGCCUCUUGGGAGGAGGGCAGAGCAGGGGGCCGGGGUGCCCUGAGGUGGCUGGCUCAGGGCCUGACAUUGAUCACACAAGGAAGACCUGAAUGGUGUGUCUUAGAGAGAGAUGGAAGGAGGUCAGCCGAGCCCCCGACCUGCCCAACUUUCCGCAGGGGGCAUGAUCUCUGUCAUCCGCCUGCGUCGGAAGUUCCGGAUCCUUCGCAAGAGCCGCAUGCGUGCCAACCUUCCUGGGGAGGCAUCCCUGGCCCUGAGCCCAUCCCCAUCCCGGCUGCUCCAGAGACAGAUCUCCCUAGACCGGGCCAAGCUGUGUAACACCCCCGUGUCCCUCCUGCACCACCGGGCCCACUUCGAGAAGCCCCAGUACUUCACCUUUGAGGCUCCGGUGGAGUCAUCCUGCCGGAGGAGGAAGAAGCCCCGCAGGACCCGGGUGGUGCUGUACCCAGAGAGCUCCCGGAAAUACCUCCCCAUUGAGCAGAAGAGCAAGGCCAAACGCUGCCUGCUCCUGCUGGUGGCCAUCGUCUGCUUCCAGAUCCUCAACGCCAUUGAAAACCUUGAUGACAACCUACAGAAAUAUGACCUGGACGGGCUAGAGAAAGCCCUGCAGCGUGGCGUGUUUGGCCAGAAGGCUGCCACAGACAGCAUCAUGGAACUGCUGCGGGAUUACCUGGCCACACACAUCCACAGCCAGCCGCUGGUUAUCUCUCUCAAUGGUCCGAGUGGAGUGGGCAAGAGCCAUGUGGGCCGCCUGCUGGCCAAGCACUUCCGCUCUGUGAUGGAGGGCGAUUUUGUGUUCCAGUAUUAUGUUAUGCACCACUGCCCAGACCGCCAGGAAGGCUUCACCUGCCGGCAGGAUUUGUCUGAGAGGAUCACAGACAUGGUGACCCGGGCCGAGGUGGAGGAAAAGAUUCCCGUGUUCAUCCUGGAUGAGGUAGAAUUCAUGUCCCCGGGCCUGCUGGACACCCUGCAUGGCUUCCUCCAGCCUCGGCAGUCCAAUGAGUUCCUCAAUGCCAUCUAUGUGCUCAUCAGCAGCAUUGGAGGCAGUGAGAUCACGCGCUUUGUCCUACAGAACGUCUCAAGUGAGCUGAACCCCCGGUGCCGCAGUGAGGAGCUUGGCCACACUGUGCACACCCUCCUGGUAGGCAGUCACCCACUCUGGGAGACUGCCCAGGUAGUUCCUUUUGUCCUGCUGGAAAAGUGGGACAUUAUGAACUGCUUCCUGGAUGAGAUGGUGGGGGAAGGCUUCUACCCCAACCAGAGCCACAUCGAGAGCCUGGCAGGGCAGCUUAGCUACUAUCACACCAAGGGUGGGGAGUUUGCUGUCACUGGCUGCAAGCAGGUGGUGGCCAAGGUCAACCUGUUGUAGUGGGCACCUUGCACUUCCCACUCCUGUUCUUGCUUGUCCCCUUCACUUUUCCCUGGACUUUGAACCUACCGUAGGCAGGGAACCAAGGGCUUAGCAGGUUGCUCCUAUAUGUGCCAAGCUCUCACAUUUCCUGCUUUGGACAAGGUUGUUCCUGACUUGGACAGUGUUCCUGGGCUUGUCCUGGAGAAUUCUGCCUCUUGGGGAUUUGUGGGAGACCCAAAGUGCUGCUCACAGGAAGAAAGCCAAAGCCUCUAUUUAUAUACAAGACUUUAAGGCUGAUUCCCAGAAGAUUUUCCCCUAGUCUGGAUCUCUGGCUUCUCUGCAAAGGCAAAACACUCAUGAAGGAGCUUCAGGGCCCCCAGGAGCUGAGGAAAAGGCUGGUGCUAGAGGCUGCAGGUUGGACCUGAGGAACUCUUCCGUAUACCCCCCUCAAAACCCUACCACCUCCUAAGAUUGAAGUCCAACUCCUGCUUGAUCCCAGUGCCAGAAAACCAACCCAGGGGGGGAGUAAUGGAAGAAGAGAAGCUUUCUGGAAACUGAGACCCUGGGGAGGGAGGAGGCUGUCAAGACUGCCACAGCCUUGCUGAUUCCCAAUAAAUGUCUGCCUGAUUAGUGUUUAUGAUAAAUGGGUCCCAACCUUUACCUUGUUUCCCCUGCUACAGUCUGAUGUAAUCAGGCCAAGGAGAGACCUGUAAAGCUCUCCACACUGAUGGAAGGCACUGACACCAGCCUUAUUUGGGCACAGACCAACUUUGACUACAGAUUGAGUCCUGGCCCUGGUCAUAGCCUGGACCCUGACUCUCACUAACCUCCUCUGAAAAUGUGAAUCUCAGAGUGCAGCCCAUCCCACCUCCUCCCCAUGAGCACCAGUAGCAAUAGGACUCAAGGAGCUCAUGCAAGAAGGCAUGGAAUAGGGGGCAGCUGGGUAGUUCAGUGGAUUGAGAGCCAGGCCUAGAGAGGAGGUCCUAGGUUCAAAUCUGGCCUCAGAUACUUACUUCCCAGCUGUAUGACCCUGGGCAAGUCACUAACCCCCACAGUAUUGAUUCCAAGAUGGAAAGUAAGGGUUUAAAAAAAAAAAGGCAUGGAAGCCCUGAACAAUCAAACACUGCACUCAUCUCAUGUUUCUAAUUUUCCCUCCCACCCUCGAAGGCUCUGCCAGUCCCUGGUCAGACAGUUAGUCAGCAGGCAUUUAUGAAUCACUAUGUGCCAGGUUCUGUACUAAGUGGAAUUAUAAAGGUAAAAGCAGGGUUCCUGCUUUCAGGGAGCUUUAUUCUAACAGGGGAGACAAUGUACAAAUGUAUAAACCUUCUAUAGGAGGCUUUCCCCUACUACUUUUAAUUCUCUUAUCUUCUUUCUGUUAAUUAUUUGCUAUUUAUCCUGUAGAUAGCUUGAUGUGUUUGCAUGUUGUCUCUCUAAGAUUGUAAGAUCCUGGAGGGCAGGGACUAUCUUUUGCCUCUUUGUAUCCCCAGUGCUUUGCUAAACACACAGGCACUUAAUAAAUGUUUAUUUAUUAA